This is a messenger RNA of Ostertagia ostertagi, 543 nucleotides long. The record is from the annotation of a GenBank genome assembly. Lineage: Eukaryota; Metazoa; Nematoda; Chromadorea; Rhabditida; Trichostrongylidae.
GCCCGGUGUAAAAGGGAGGAAGAUCUUUGGUGACGUGGUUCCUUACGGAAAAGUAUGGCGGACGGGAGCGAACAACGCCACUACCCUGACUUUCGGAGAUGAAGUUAUCAUUGGUGGUACUAAAAUUCCUGCCGGCAAGUAUGGGUUGUUAACGAUCCCUGACAAAAACAACUGGGUUGUCAUUAUCAGUAAACAAACAGAUGUAACCAGUCCUGCCGCGUAUAAAGCAGACCAGGAUGUUGCAAGAGUAACAGUUCCUGUGAGCAAAAUGAAAUCAUCUGCAGAAUCUUUUACCAUCCAGUUUGCCAAUGUGAAACCUACCACCUGCGAAUUGCAGUUGAUGUGGGCAAAGUCAUCUGUUGUCGUACCGAUCGAAACAGAAAUUGACAGUAAGAUCAUGGCCAGUAUUAAUACAGCGAUGAAGGGUGAUAAGCCGCCGUAUUUCCAGGCAGCUAUCCAGCCAGUAUGGCUGCGUGACCGGUUUAUCAGGGCUGACGAAAAAGGUUUUGGAAAAAUUAAGAUUGCGGUUCCUGGCAAGUGGUA